Molecule: messenger RNA, 1656 nt
Organism: Penicillium odoratum
Lineage: Eukaryota; Fungi; Ascomycota; Eurotiomycetes; Eurotiales; Aspergillaceae
Product: MDR family MFS transporter
Exons: 10
Coding region: 1-1656 (551 amino acids)
Biological process (GO): transmembrane transport
Molecular function (GO): transmembrane transporter activity
Source: RefSeq, a predicted model, not a curated record
AUGGAGACACAAGUCCCCACUCCUGGAGAUUCGGGGUUAUCCACUCACCCCACAAGUCUGGAAUUCAACAAGGAAGUCGCUUCAGCUUCGAUUUCCGCUUCGUCACCACGCCAUUCAACAAACGAUCCUCCAAAGGAUAGUCUAGUGGUUGUAGAAGAUAUCAAAGAUGAAGACAAAUAUCUCACCGGCACCAAACUUGCCCUGGUGGUGGGUUCUGUCACCCUGGUUAACUUUUUGAUGCUCCUUGAUAUGUCAAUCAUUGUCACUGCAAUCCCGACAAUUACCACCCAUUUCCACUCCCUUGGAGAUGUGGGGUGGUAUGGUAGUUCUUAUCAGAUUGCAAGUGCUUGCUUGCAGCCCUUGACAGGAAAAGUCUAUACCAAUUUCAACUCUAAGUGGACCUUUUUGGGGUUCUUCUUCGUGUUUGAGCUUGGCUCGCUGCUCUGUGGUAUUGCAACCUCUUCCAUGAUGCUCAUCAUCGCUCGUGCGGUAGCAGGUAUGGGAAGCUCCGGCAUGAUGAACGGUGGUUUGACGAUCAUAUCAUCGUGUGUUCCACUUCACAAGUCUCCAAAGUUAAUUGGCAUGAUGAUGGGCUUUUGCCAAUUUGGUCUUAUCUCUGGGCCACUGAUUGGUGGUGCUUUUACUGAAAAGGCUUCGUGGAGGUGGUGUUUCUACCUCAAUCUUCCUGUUGGUGCUGUCGUCGCAUUCGCCAUGAUCUUCAUCGAUAUUCCUGAUCAAUUCCCUAAGCCACCAAUUAAAUCAGCAGCCAAGACCAUUCUCCAUGAGCUUGACCUAAUUGGUUUCGUCCUUUUUUCUCCCGCAGCUGUUCAACUUCUCCUCGCACUUGAGUAUGGUGCGGCUGGUACAUUCAUCGUCUUCCUCCUCUGGGAGUACCGUCAAGGAGACAAGGCCAUGAUUCCUCUGUCUAUGAUUACCCAGAGGAAGAUAUGGACAAGCUGCAUUUUCAUGAUUGGUCUUUUCGGGACCGUCCUUUCCAUGUCCUACUAUCUACCCAUUUACUUCCAGGCUGUCAGAAAUGACUCCCCUAUCAUGAGCGGUGUCUCUCUGCUACCUAUAAUGUUGACACAGGUCGCAUGCGCAGUGACCUCGGGGAUUCUUAUCGGAAAGCUAGGAUACUAUCUUCCUUGGGCCGUAGCUUGCGGCAUACUCAGUGCUAUCGGUGCAGGACUUUUUUCGUCAUUGACCCCCUACACAUCCGUCGCCAAAUGGGUCGGGUUUGGAAUUAUUACUGGAGCUGGCCGAGGAUUUGGGUUUCAAACGCCCAUCAUUGCCAUCCAAAACAGCCUUCAACCUAGCCAAAUAUCGGUCGGCAUGGCGGUUCUCAUGUUCACUCAGACACUUUCAGGUGCCGUCUUUCUCACUAUAUCAAACGUGAUUUUCGAUGCCGGCCUUCGGUCUUUACUGCCGAAAGAUGCACCUAAUGCCGAUAUGACAGCUAUAAUUGCUGCCGGUGCUACUGGCUUCAGAUCCGUUGUAUCGAGUGAAGAUCUUCCUGGUGUCUUGAUAGCGUACGCAAAGAGUAUUGAUUAUGUUUUCUACAUGACUGCUGGGAUGGGAGUGCUCAUGUUCAUCAUCUCUUUUGGUAUGGGUUGGAAAGACGUUCGAAAGAAAGCACCUUCCUCUGAGAAAGUCUAA